Formica exsecta is the source of this 3583-nucleotide messenger RNA. RefSeq lists its product as uncharacterized. The coding region runs from base 747 to 2900 and encodes 717 amino acids. The transcript is spliced from 8 exons. NCBI's taxonomy places the organism in Eukaryota, Metazoa, Arthropoda, Insecta, Hymenoptera, Formicidae. The record is from RefSeq and is a predicted model, not a curated record.
GAUUGCAACUUGCUCGACAGGACAAUUAUCCGUACAGUCAUCGCUUGCCGAAAUAAUCCUCGACAGACGUUAAUCUUUGCCAGAUGAAUCUCAUCCGUUUGCGCGAUUUCGAACCUUGGAUAUCCGCCGGCAAUUACAAGCCAAUUAGAAAACCGCGAAGAGGUUCCUCGGCGAUGUUACUUUCGAAAUGAAAACAAGUCGAGCUGAGAGGAUACGCUGUUUACAUAGUGUUCCUCGCGCAUUCCGGCACGCACGCGGAGACCUUGAAGAGGCGUCUAACGCGUGUCUAACCGUGUAUGCAUAUACAUAGAUUUUCAUAAUCGCGUCGUUGUUUUUCGUGUCACCUACACAGUCGUAGAACGCGGAAACCGAGACCUUGAGGAGAAAUCACACGGCGCGCAUCGGCUCUCGCUCCUCUUCUCACAAUAAGUCAUUCCGCCUGCACGAUGACGUCAACUGUCAAAAGCUGCGAUCACGGCCAUAGAUUUCAUAAUGAUCACUUUCUACUUUCGAGCGACGAGACCGGUUCACCGUUCAUCAUCCUUGGGUAUAGCUUUAGAUGUACUAUUUUCAACCACGUGUCAAUGACACUUGACCCUCGCGGCGUGAACGCGAUCUCACGAUCGGAUUGAUUAUUUUUAUAGACGAAAUUUCGCUCGAAAAUCGAGAGUACUGACGUAUCGUGAUUGCGGAGAGAGAUUUCAAUUAUAUCAAAUCUGAAAAAAAAAAAAAUUUACAGGACGGGGAUGAGACUCAUCGCGGUGAUCCUCGUCGUCGCUUUCUCCGGUGCAGCGGUGGGCCAGGAUUUCGGCGGUCACGCGCUCUUCGUGAGAACCCCGGACGCGGAUCCCGCUCGCUCGAGAGUCCAACGGGCUGCUGCCCCAUCAUCGCCGGCAGACGUGAUGGCGCAAAAUAUCCUAGAGUGGAUUCAGGGGAUCUACCAGCAGGGCGCACGUAAAACUCGCCAGCAAUCGGACUCAAAUGCGUACUUGCCGCCGUUCAGCACCCAACGACCGCCCGAGAAACCCCGGCCCUUCCAGCCAUCGGGGGUGACGAGUUUUCCAGUUCAGAGGCCGUCGUCGCUCUACACCCCGCCGAACACUAGCGGUUACCCGGGUUCCAUACAGCCCUUGUACUCCACCCCGAGACCGAGCUUUCCCAGCAGCCAGCAACCUUCGUCAACGUAUGUGCCGCCAAGUUUCGGCGGCUCCACGUCCUACAACCCUCGGCCGAGUCAACCCUCAUACUCUAACGCGGGCUCGUCGGCCUUCCCGCCGCUGAACGCCCCGGAAUCGUCGAGUACUUACCUUUCGCCGCAAGCGCCAUCCUUCCCGUCGACCAGUCCGAGACCAUCUCUGCCAGGGUCCACGAGUGGCGGCGAUGGAUUUUCGGGCAACAGCUACCAAUCUUCCGGCGGUGUUGGCAGCACUGCGGGAGGAUACUCGUCAGGAGGUAGCCCUGGAACAUUACAACCGCCGGUUACAGGCGGAUACUCGACUCCAGGUGGCUUCUCCACGUCAUACGGCUACCCAUCGGAGCGGCCCACACCGGGUUUUCCCACCCCUGGCGAGGGUGGUGGAGGAUAUCCCAGUUCAGGUUAUCCCCCAAGCGGGGGAUCUACUUCGACUGGAUAUGCACCCUCCACCCCUGGACCGUUCCCUCCCUUCACUACACCAGGUGAAGCCGGCACUGGUACUGCUGUACCAGGAGUUCCCGAAACUGGAACUCCAGCCACUACUUCAGGAGAAACUACUGGAGUCGCCGCGGAUGACGAUCUCAAUCAUCCCCCGCAUAUUCAUAGUCUCGAUGUCGAGUGCAGUAAAACCAUGAUGACGAUCAAUAUCGAAUUCAAUCGCGCUUUCGACGGCCUUAUUUAUUCUAAGGGAUUCUAUAUGAACCCGGAAUGCAGGUAUGUGGAACAGAACUCGGGCCAAACGAAAUAUUCCUUUACCGUGAGUUUAGACUCGUGCGGAACUCAAUUCAUCAAUGACUUCGAGGGUGAAGCCGGUCAAGCUUACUUGGAGAACGUUCUUGUAUUGCAGAACGAACCGGGUAUACAAGAAGUCUGGGAUACAGUGCGAAGAGUACGAUGCCUCUGGGAAGGAAACAUUAACAAAGCCCUAACAGUAAACUUCUCAGUGGACAUGUUGAACCAGGAGAUCGUUACCUUUAGUGGCGAUACGGCUACAGCCAAACUGGAUAUUCAAAUCGGUAGAGGACCUUUCGCACCUGCAGCCGAUGGACUAGUAAAGAUCGGAGAGACAAUGACCUUAGUCGUCUCCGUGGAAGGCGAUCCUGGCUUCGAUCUUCAGGUGCGCGAUUGUGUGGCGCGAGAUGAGGCCUCGACCAACAUGCUGCAGCUCACCGACGAAAGAGGCUGCAUCUUGAAGCCGAAGCUAUUCGGUGCCUUCCAGAAGACAAACGAUACCGGAAGUACAGGCGCUUCUAUCAUUGCUUACGCGUUCUUCCAAGCUUUUAAAUUCCCUGACGUUAUGGACCUAUUCAUCGAGUGCAAUGUCGAGCUAUGUAAAACGGAUUGCGAGCCCUGUCCAGAAGGCGAUCAACAAAUCGAACCAGGUAGACGUCGUCGAUCGGUAAUGUACACAUCUACAAACACUUCCACGAACCCGGUUUUGCUAUCGGACCCGGUUCGUGUCGGACGUCGUUUCAAAGUGAUCAUGCUAGACGACUUAAGCACAGCGUCCAGCCAGGUCUUGGAGAGCAUGGAGGAAACGGCCGUCGAGACGAUGAUAAAGGAGAAAGAUGUUUGCAUGAGCAACGGUGGCUUUUACACGACUUUCUCUCUUAUGUUGAGCACGCUCUCCGUCGCGAUCAUAAGCGCGGCUGUGUUUUAUAUUAAAUUGCAACGGAUUCGUAGAACAAAAUUUGUGGAUUCGUAGGAGGAUAUUAUUUACAACACCUCGAUAGUUACUAUCGUAACAUUAGGAAAGGAGUUGCGUAGCAAACGAUAAACGCGUGCCAGUAAUCAAAUAAUGCUUAAGCGAACAUUACCCUUCAUCGCUUCGUAAUCAUUUUUCCUGCCAAGGAAUUGAUAGAGAAACGCCGAAGAAAAAAGUAUACACCGAAAUGUCUGGAACAAUUGUUAUUACAAUUAUGACAAAUUGAGACAAUUUUUUUUUUUUUUAAUUCGUUGUUUCCGUAUAUUAAUUCCGUAAAUUAAUUUUGAUACAAUUAAUUUUUUUACCAGAACAUGAUAAAUUUAUUUUACUCGACAGGGGUGUGCAGCCAUAUUUUACAUAUCAGUUUACGAAUAUAAUCUAACAAACUACUCGUGUAAUCCUCGGAUAACGGUAGUGCUCAUUUUGCGUAACAUUGAAUACCGAUACGAUAUGGUAUUUAUUGCAUACUUCGAUGACAAUGUAGAUCUUAAGGAUUUUAAAUAAAUUAUGAUAUUUGUAAAAAAAAGCUGUCUCGUUAUCAUUAUCCUCUUUUACGAAAGUACACGAUCGUUAUUUCUUAAUUCCUAAAGAUGGAAUAAAAAUAUAUGGAUAAGGAAUUAUAUUAUAUUUCUAGGGAAUAUAAUAUAAUAUUAUAUUAAUUGUAAUUUUUUAUGGUACAUAAU